This is a messenger RNA of Fraxinus pennsylvanica, 1428 nucleotides long. NCBI's taxonomy places the organism in Eukaryota, Viridiplantae, Streptophyta, Magnoliopsida, Lamiales, Oleaceae. The record is from the annotation of a GenBank genome assembly.
AUGGCUACGCUGCUUCGGAAGGUCUUUGGUUCCGUUUCCCACUGGUCAGGUUCGAGUUCCAGGUCCAAUUCCAACCCGCAAAUCGAUCGCUUCCAGCGGAUGAUGCAUAUUCAGAUUUCAUCAAUCGGGGAAUUUGAUCGGAUUCCUGUUGACAUUUUCAUUCUAAUUCUCGAAAUUCUUGGCCCCAAAGAGUCGGCCAAGCUCAGAGCCGUCUGUAAAUCAUGGAAAUUUAUCGUAUCGGAUAACAAGCUUUGGAUGUAUUUUUUACAGAACCAGGAGCAGCCUGGGGAUUCCAUUUUCUUUGCUGAAACUCACUUGCGUUCGCGCUUUCCACUACAAGUAUUUCCUGCUCAGGCGCCUGAUCUGUCGUUUAUGCACAUUUAUGGUCAACGUGUACAGAUACCUGGAGCUAUUAUAAUUGAUGGUGGCUCUGGUUAUUGUAAAUAUGGGUGGAGCAAGUAUUCCUCUCCGUCUGGGCGUUCGGCAACAUUUUUGGAAUUUGGAAACAUCGAGUCUCCGAUGUCUUCUAGACUUAGAAAUUUCUUUUCAACAAUUUGCGGCAGGAUGCAGGUGAAAACAUCUGCGCAACCUAUCAUUGUGUCAGUACCACUUUGCCAUUAUGAUGAUACCGAGUCUGCAAAAGGUUCCAGGAGACAGCUAAAGGAAGCCAUCUACUCUGCAUUAUUUGAUAUGAAUGUUCCAGCUGUUUGUGCCAUCAAUCAGGCAACUUUAGCUUUAUUUGCGGCAAGACACACUUCAGGAAUUGUUGUGAAUAUUGGUUUCCAUCAAACUUCUAUCGUUCCGAUUUUACAUGGUAAAAUUAUGCACAAGGUGGGUGUGGAAGUCAUAGGAAUUGGAGCUUUGAAAAUUACGGGAUUCCUCAAGGAGCAGAUGCAACAGAAUAAUGUUAAUUUUCAAUCACUCUAUACUGUGCGCACCUUAAAAGAGAACCUAUGCUAUGUCGCUCUUGAUUACGAAGCUGAACUUUCCAAAGAUACACAAGCAUCUUUUCGAGUUCCAUCAGAAGGUUGGAUCACACUUUCAAAGGAACGGUUUCAAACAGGAGAGAUGUUGUUCCGGCCUCGCAUUGCAGGCAUGCGGGCAAUGGCUUUACAACAGGCAGUGGCACUUUGCAUGGAUCACUGCCAAGAUGCCGAGUUAACAGGUGACAACAAGUGGUACAAAACUGUGGUGUUGGCUGGGGGCAGUGCAUGUUUACCAGGAUUAUCAGAAAGAUUGGAGAAAGAACUCUGUGGAUAUCUCCCAGCAUCUAUGUCUAGUGGAAUCAGGGUUAUUCCACCUCCGUAUGGCGUAGAUUCUGCAUGGUUUGGAGCAAAGCUUGUUAGCAAUUUGAGCACCUUUACCGAAUCUUGGUGCAUGACAAAAAAGCAAUUUCGACAUUGGUCCAGACGCAAGCAAAUGUGGUGA